GGGGAGUCGCGGUUGCCGUGGUAACACUGCUUUAAACUCAAGCAGAAAUGAGACUGAAGCGGCUUAACAUUCGCUACUAUCCUCCAGGUUUGAUUUUGGAGUAUGAGAAAAAAGGACAGGAGAAAAGCAGAUGUAUCGACCUGCUGCACUUAACACCAAACACUGAUGUAAGUGAGUUGUUAUCAGAAAUUAAAAGAAUCGAACCUUUAAUCACUGACUCCCGCACUGAUCAGGUGAAAGCAAUGAUUGAAAGGUUACAGGAAAAACUCAGCCAACCAGAUGAGCGCCACUUCUACCUGUUUAAGGUGCUUCAGUCCCACAUCCUGCCUCUUACCAAUGUCGCCUUCAAUAAAUCAGGGUCGAGUUUUAUAACCGGGAGCUAUGACAGGACAUGUAAAAUAUGGGACACUAUGUCUGGAGAGGAACUGCACACACUGGAGGGGCACAGAAAUGUAGUUUAUGCCAUUGCAUUUAAUAAUCCAUAUGGAGAUAAAAUAGCUACAGGCUCCUUCGAUAAGACCUGCAAAUUAUGGAGUGUUGAAUCUGGAAAGUGUUUCUACACAUUUAGAGGACACACAGCAGAAAUCGUUUGUGUAACCUUCAACCCCCAGAGUACCCUUGUUGCCACAGGUAGCAUGGACACUACAGCUAAAUUAUGGGAUGUAGAGAGUGGUAAAGAGGUUUCAACUCUAGCAGGUCAUUCUGCCGAAAUAAUCUCUCUUUCCUUCAACACAGUUGGGAAUCGUUUAGUCACUGGGUCGUUUGAUCACACGGUCACACUGUGGGAUGUACCAUCAGGGAGGAGAAUACACACCUUGAUAGGGCACAGGGGUGAAAUCAGUAGUGUGCACUUCAACUGGAACUGUUCCCUCAUUGUUUCUGCCUCUAUGGAUAAAAGCUGCAAGGUGUGGGAUGCUGAAAAUGGCCAGUGUUUGGCGACUUUAAUUGGUCAUGAUGAUGAGGUGCUUGAUGUUUGCUUUAAUUAUACCGGUCAGCUCAUUGCAACGGCUUCUGCUGAUGGUACAUCCAGGGUGUAUAAUUCAGAAACCUUCCAGUGUGUAUGCAAACUUGAUGGUCAUGAAGGAGAGAUAUCUAAGGUGUGCUUUAACCCGCAGGGGACACGUGUAUUAACAGGGAGUGCAGAUAGGACAGCACGUGUGUGGUGUGUGAAGUCUGGCUCAUGCUUGCAGGUGUUGGAGGGUCACACUGAUGAGAUCUUCUCCUGCGCCUUCAACUAUGAAGGAGACACCAUCAUUACAGGCAGUAAAGAUAAUACCUGUCGGAUAUGGCGUUAAGACUUGUACACGAAGAGGGCAACCUUCAGUAUUAUCUCACCCACAACACACAAAUAUAUUGUUCGAUUUAGCCUUCUGAGUUGCAUGUAAAGGUCGACGUGAAGUGCAGAGAACCUACUCAGACACAGACACAUAUAUUAUAUGGACAAAAGUACAGACACCAGCCAUAUGUGGAUAUUCCCCAAACUGUUACAAGAUUGAAGGCACACAUUGUGCAGGAUGUCUUUGGAUGUGGUAGAAAUAAAUCUUCUCUUCACGUGAACUAGGAGACUUGAACCUGUUACAGCAUGACACUGUCCCUGUUCACAAAGCAAUCUUUAUCAAGACAUAGGUUGGAGUGGAAGAUCUUUAUUAACCUACUAUAGAACUUUGACCUCAAUACUUUUUUGAACACCUUUGGGAUAAAUUGAAACACUAACUGCAACCUAGGCCUAGUCACCCUACAUCCUACAAUAAUUGACUUUAUUAACACCCUUGUGGUUGAAUGAGCACAACCUUUUAUAACUAUACUCCUAAAACUAUAUACUAAAUCUAAAUCUUCCCAGAAGAGUGAAGCUUGUUAUAACAGCAAAUGUGGAAUCGGAUGUUCAAAAACCACAUACAAAUCUUAUGGUCAGGUGUCUACAAACUUUUGUCCAUAUAUUGUACAUGCACACUGUGUAAGAAAAUUUUGUAUAAAUGUGAUGCCAUACAGCUCAUUAAAACAUUAUCACACCUAUGCACUAGGAGCCUGCCAACCACCAGUAGUGUGAUAUAUGUAAUUACUAGGUUUAAAUAAAUAAAAAAUAUUAUAGAUUUUAAGGAAAACUUUAAAUUUUUAAAUAAUUAAAAAAGGAUCUUGGCAAUUUUUCUAUCUCUAAGAAACUAGUUAGUUUCUUAAUAUACUUUAGAGACUCCUGGUGGGAAGCAAUGAGCUAAAUGAAAUCUGUCAGUCCCAAAAGUAUGGGUAUCUUAAGGUGAGUUUGAAAUAGAGUUGCCUUGGUACCUUACUCUUCAAAAAAUCUUAUAUAGCCAGGCAUUGAGACAUGCUUUAAAGGCAACAUAUGUCAACACAUUGCCUGGAUGCUGACAUACUUUAAUAGACACUAACUCAGAAUGGUUUGAGCUGACAGGAAGUCUAUAGUAAAUCAAAUAACUCUUUACAACCAUUAAAAAAAGAUGUCUGGGAAAAAAAAAACAACAACAACAGCAUUGCUGCCACAGCCGAAGUCACAAGAUCAUCGACAUGGUUUUAUUCAUUGCAUUGCUGCCACAUGAUUGGCUGAUUGGAAAAUUGGUAACAUGUUAAAAGGCUUUGGUGCAUAUAAUUCUUUACUACUUUAUUGCUGUAGUGUUUAGAUCCUCGUUUGUUUUCUAGAUGUUCUACUUUAUGUAGAUGUUCUACUUCAUUCUAAUUAAUAUAAAAUUUACCUGGUCUCCUAGAUCUGUUGUGUAUAAUAAAGGUGUGGACAAAGAAAAAA
This is a messenger RNA of Silurus meridionalis, 2755 nucleotides long. It is a transcript of the gene daw1, whose product is annotated as dynein assembly factor with WDR repeat domains 1. The transcript is spliced from 14 exons. The coding region runs from base 48 to 1295 and encodes 415 amino acids. The record is from RefSeq and is a predicted model, not a curated record. Gene Ontology annotation, molecular function: protein binding. NCBI's taxonomy places the organism in Eukaryota, Metazoa, Chordata, Actinopteri, Siluriformes, Siluridae.